GAGAGGAGUCGCGACUCUGUGUCCCACCGCAUACCAAAGAGAAAAGGAUAGUGCGCGUAUAAGUCCCUCUGUGUUGUUCUCGUGCUUCUGGAGUAACAAGUGAGCGGCGAAACGGCGUUGCCAUGACGACAGAGACUCACACUGUGGCGAUGACAGACCCACAGUUAGCAAACAACAACAACAAUAACAACACCAGUAACAACAACAACAACAACAACAAUAACAACAAUAACAAUAACGAUGGCGAGCCGAAAUACUUGCACAAGAAGUUCAAGAAGAUGGCGACGACCGAGGUUACGCCGCAAGUGGAGCCCAAGGAGGACGCCGUGGUCAGCAACGGUUCUCCAGAGACAACUAAAAGGAAGGAGUCGGCCAAGGACUCCAGAGAGUCGCCGAAAGAUCCGAUCAAGAUCGAGAUCUCUGCGGAACCCGCGGACGGAGAACCGACCGAAUCGAGGAAAAACGGCUACGUGUGUCCUUAUUGCAGGCUGUCGUGCGCGAAACCGAGCGUCCUGCAAAAACACAUCCGAGCUCACACCAACGAGAGGCCGUAUCCUUGCGUUCCUUGCGGAUUCGCGUUCAAGACCAAGUCGAAUCUCUACAAACACUGCAGAUCCCGUGCUCACGCCCUUAAGAUGGAGGGUGGCGAUGCCAGCAAGGUAUCGGAGGACUCGGACAUAAGCUUGUCCGACAGUGCGAGCAACGGAACCGGCACACCACCACCCCCUCCGUCAUCGACGCCCACGACGACUUCAGUUAGUGUAAAAACGAUUAAAACGGGGAAAAUCUACAAGCCAAAAUUUCACACGGCCCUCCAGUGUGUCAACAACGAUAUCGAAACGUCUUCCCUUUCCUCCAUUUCUUCCACGAACAGUUCUUCCUCGACAGCCGCUACCGCCAUGCCGAAACCAAACCCAGAGCAAGUACAGGAACAUAUUGAUAAAAUUAUUACGGACAACCAAGCGAUCGUCGAUGCGGUAGAUCCGCGACUGCACAAACUGAUUCAAAGACAGCAAAGCCUUGUGGAAACGAAACAAUCUAGCGAUCAGCCGUUGAAUCUCUCAUCCGCGGAAGAAGCUUCGAGAAAACGAUGUUACAGUGAGAGCUUUGUGCAAGAAAGUAAAGAUUAUCCGAACGGUUCGGAAAGUUCGAUAAUCAAGGAUCUCCUGUUGAAAAAUCAAAACUCGAGUCAAGAGGGAACGACGGAAUACGAGAGCUAUUUCUGCCCUUCCUGCAAUAUCCCUUACUCGAGUAUCGAUAAUCUCGAUGUUCAUCGUAAGUACUACUGCAAAGGCAGCGUGAGUCCUCGAAGAGAUUAUCAGUUGGAAACGGAGAAAAGAGAGUCGGAUUUUGAUUCCAAGUCUUCCGAAUAUUACAACACCUUGCAACCCCUUCCCUCUCCCGGGCCUCUGUUGGGCAAUACGAGGCUCGUCGACGCGUACGCUCCACCCAUGAAGAAACAGAGAUCGGACCCUGUACCAACCACGUUACGAUCUCUCGAGGAGCUAAGCAAGUAUCCACGACCAAACUCGUUGCAAAUGUUCGGCGGGGAAGUCAGGAUAUUGGACAAUACCGGUGAAACGAAGACGAUGAGAAUCGAGCCGCGACAAACCAACUCUCCUACGAGCGAGCAGAUCGUCAGCAGCAAGUGCGUCACUUCGGAGACCGCUUCGAUCGUGGUUAGAUCGGGUCUUCACUCGGGAGGCACGAUGGUACACAAACCACCGCGUACGGCGGUCAGCACGCCUAGUUCCUCCAUAUCUUUGCCCAACACUCCGAAAAUGUUGGCGCCGAUCAUACCGAACAUAUCAACCUCGAAUAUAGCACCGAACAUGUCGUGCUACAGUUAUCUAGAGCCAAACUUAAAUCCUCUGACCAGUAUCACUGCCUAUAACCCGCUGACUUUGCCUCAACCGGGAAUCACGAAUAUCCUUCACGGUGGUAAAGUUAUACCUUAUGUUCCUGGUAUGCCUGGACCACACACCCUGACGCCAGCCAUAGACAUAUCCACGAGUUUAGCCACCGAUGAAGCCGGAUACAAGGUGAUACCAGGAUUGCCUGGCCUCCACAUAGUCCCUCAACCCUUAGAUCUCGCCAGUCCGGUGAAAAUACAAACGCCAAGUACAAAUACCAACGCCACCAAGAUACAAACGCCAAUAGCUGGAAUUCCAGAGCCGAUGUCCAAUGGACACGUCUCGAUGAUAGGCCAGCCAUUGGAUCUCGCCAGCCCGGCAAAGGACCCCAAGCUCGGCUUCAAAACUCCUGGCAACGACGUUUUGAAGAUCGGAUUAACGAGCCCAAAAGUUCCUAGCGUUAACGAGACCUCGACGAGACUUCGCCUCAAGUUCUUGAGGCCGACUUCGUUGCCAUUAAAGCCAGGCACGUUCACGCCCAAGAAGCAUCAUGGUAUCACCCCUACGGCAAACACGCUUCCGCUCAUAAGCCCAGAAACCCCUCGGCCGAAGAAAUCCUACGGGCAGCUUUAUUUGAACGGUCACGCGUAUACAUAUCUUGGCCUGAAAUGUUCGACCAGAGUAUUUUACUGCACUCUGAAUAGACCACAGCCGAUGUAUGUGACACAACAACACGGCUUAUCUAUGUACUCGAAUUGGAAGAUAUGCAAAGAAGUACCAUCUGACGUUGAUAUGGCGCAUUAUGAUUCGAGGCACAGACCGCUUAAUUAUACGACCGCCUGGAAAAAACAGGAGGACAUUUUGACGCAUUCCUCGGAAAGACCGACCACCCCAACUAGUUCCGAUAGCGGUUUGGAUAGCGAUAUGCAAGAAAAAGCGAAAAGGGUUAAGAUAUUCGACGGGGGAUUUGAAAGCAACGAGGACUAUACAUAUGUCAGGGGUAGAGGUCGAGGCCGAUACGUUUGCGAGGAAUGCGGCAUUCGUUGUAAAAAGCCAUCCAUGUUAAAGAAACAUAUCAGAACGCACACGGACGUAAGGCCGUACACGUGUAAACAUUGCGCUUUUAGCUUUAAAACCAAAGGCAACCUGACGAAACAUAUGAAGUCGAAAGCUCAUUACAAGAAGUGCGUCGAGCUCGGCGUUGUUCCGGUACCUACGACGGUCUGUGAUGAAAAUAUCGAUAAAGAAGCUAUCGCCCGGUUGGCUGCAGGUGGAAAUACCGAGGAAUCCUCGGAAGAGGAGGAAGAAAGCGAUGGAGAGGAGAGUGAAGAAUCCGGAAGCGAGGAGCAAGAAGCUGCACAGAGUUUGCUAAGUCUAUCGCAACGUAAUACAAACAGAUUUCCAGGGCUUCUACCGUCUGGAAGACCGACAACUUACCCUUACACUCUAACUUUCCCAACGACCUCCAGGUCCGCGAACGUAUCAUCUACCGCGAUAAGCAACAACGUCUGCUUGAGCAGCCAAACUGUCACCACGCAAGAAACUACUCUCGUUCGAAACGAAUUGUCCCAUCGAUACUAUUUUCCCUCGAGCCGAACCGCUCCGGAAGAAUCGAGGACGACCGUGAUUCAAUCAUCGAAAAAAGAAAGUUCCGACAUCGAGGUGAACGGAGUCGAUACCGACUCGCGAAAUACUUUGGCACAGCCUAUGGAUCUCACGACGAAACCAGCCCUUCAACCGUUGCCCUCUUCCAUACCGCAAAGAGCCAAGCCAGCAGAUAUUUUAACUCCCGUUUCGGAACCGGUACUGUUACAAACGAUCGUUCAAACGAUGGAAAGACUACCGAUACAAGGAAGAGAGUGGAAACCGGAUGCCGAGGGGCAUAUGUUACAAGCAUAUCUCACUGAACGACACGUAAUGGAUAGUAAAAUUAAACAACAAUACCGAGUAGGAAACACGAAGAUGGAAAAGCAACCGAGAGAGAGGGACAUUUACCCGGAACAAUCAUCUCCGAAAUCAAGAAACGCUGAAUUAGAGACUAGUCCAGUAACGACUUAUAACGAUCCUAGCAAGAUGCAAAUGACUAUGAUAGAUUCCAGGAUUAAGCACGUAUCGAAGCAUACCACUGAAGAUAUCAAGAUGGAAAUCAGAGAGAAAAUUUAUCAGAACAAUAUCGUCAUAGAUCGACGGUCGUUCGAUAUCGAAUCGAUUCACAGAGAAAAAGAAAUAGCAGAGAGUAUGAAACAUACGGUUGCGCGGAAAAUGGUUGUCGGUGGACCCGGUUUUAGAUCGCCCUCGCCUAACGCUGCAACCACUAAACCACAAGCCGAGUUCUUGCAGCCCUCCAAUGGACCUGCACCUAAUUAUGUCAGUUACAGUGUGACUGAAGAUGGGAGAAGCGUCUGUGGAAUUUGUAACAAGGUGUUCAGCAAACCUAGUCAGUUACGGUUGCAUAUCAACAUUCAUUACUUCGAGAGACCAUUUAGAUGCGAAAGUUGCGCGGUUUCUUUUCGAACCAAGGGUCAUUUGACAAAGCACGAAAGAUCUGUUUCUCAUCACAAUAAGGUUAGUAUGACUUCCACGUUCGGAGCAGCGACCACCAGCAAUCCAAGGCCAUUUAAAUGUACAGACUGCAAAAUAGCAUUCAGAAUACAUGGUCACUUGGCGAAGCAUUUGCGUAGCAAAAUGCACAUUAUGAAAUUAGAAUGUUUAGGAAAAUUGCCCUUUGGAACGUACGCUGAGAUGGAAAGAUCUGGUGUCAAUUUGAAUGAUAUUGAUACUACCGACUGUGAUAAUAGUCUUUCUAGUCUUCAGAUGCUGGCUCAAAGACUUUGUGAAAAAGAUCCUACAAAAAUAGGUCAAUGGGAGCCUGAAACAAUUCCAAGUCAAGUGAUCAGCGGUGGUGAGACUUCGUCCGAUGAGGGUGAGCCUAUUCUACAGCAUGCGUGAAAGUGACAACCGCGAAUAUGUAUCGAUCCAUGUAUCAUGUGCCAAUUGCAAACGAAUAUCCAAAGUCCGGUGUCCACCUUGGGAAUUCUUAGUUUAAUCGACAGAAGCACGAGGACGGCGCGGAAGAAAGCCAGAAUUAACCUACGUUUUCCAUAGAGGAUACAAAGCCGGACGAAGAUAUACAAUCAUAUAAGUGCCAAGUUUGCACAGUGUUUACUAUGAACGAAUUAUAAGAAUGAGUUACAUUGCUUUGUUGAACAUAAUAUCAAAUCAGAUUCUAGUACAAAUACCCAAGGGGAUGGGGGCUUGAACAUACCCAAGUGUAGAGAGAAAGAGAAUACUCAGAUAUGAAUUACAGAUGAACUCGUAGUCAAGACAGAUCACAAUCACAAUAGACAAACAAUCGAAGACACGUAUGUAGUGCCAAAAUAAUGCAGCGAACUAUAGACAAUCUGCGGUGAAAUUUCAAAGAAUUCGUUGCCGUAACAGACAAAAUAUAGCUGUAAUAACAAAAUACCAUCACCUUUCGAAGGAAAUUUUUCAAGAGAGAUUUUCAUUAACCAAGUUAAUAGCGUUUGUUAUUGUGAUGAAACAUUGCAGCAAUUUUCUUCCAAGAUGCCAAAAAAGUGAUUUAAUUACAUUAAAAACAAAUUCUACAAUAUGGUAAUGUACAACAAAAAAUUAUCGAAAAAAAUUACUAUUAUAAUGAAACUCUGAUUUAUUUAAUGUGUAUUUAUUUAAUGUGUCGAAGUAUACAGAGUACAAACAGAAUAGUACUAUAGUACAAAGAUAAAAGAGGGAAUUAUAUGUGAAGAGAUAAAUAAAAAACAUGCUAUGAAAUUUCUAAUCCGAGACUUCGUUUUCAGAAAAAUUUAUUUUGUGAAUUCAUCGGACAUAGAUUGAGGUUAGUUACUGUCCUAUUCCGUUACUAAUUGUUUUAUACGACAUAAUUUUCUCGGUUAUUUAGAUUUCAAUCAGAGAUUUCCGAUCACCGAAGAUACACGAUGAUGUAGUUUGGUAAUAUAACGAAUCUUUUUACAAAUCCGGGUUCUUCUUUUUGCUUUUCUACCAAUGUUGUCAGCCAUUCAAGCUCGUGAUUUUUGUACGUGCCCACGUAUAGCAAACAGAAGCUGUAGAAGGAUUAAUUAUUUGUGUAUUCAAGCAAUUUCUAAAAUCAAUUGUAUCUCUUUUAUUUUUCGUAACAUAUUCCUUAUUCUUUCAGUUUCAGUUAUACUACUAUCUCACUCUGUAUAAUAGACGCACACCUUGCAAUAUAAAGCAGUUAAAUACACGUUAAAAAUUAAUUGACUUCGGAAAUUGAAAGCAAAAAUAUUGAAUACUUAACAAUACAAUUUUGUUAUUUUUGAUACUCUAAUAAACAAAAUUUGCUGUGUAGCUAAUCACAUCAUCAAAAGAGUGAUUUUUUUAUGUUUUGAACAUUUUUAUCGAUACUACUUCCUAAAAUAACAAUAUGUGUAUUUUUAAUUAUCUGUUCAAUAAGAAAAUCUUUUCUAAUUGAAUAUUAUAUACUUUCCUCAUUAGAGUUUGCUUUUUGUAUCAUUUGUCGUAAUAAGUAAAAAGAUUAGAAUAAAUGAUAUCUGCUGUUCGGUGGACAAGAAAUUUUCUGUACAUUUGUAUGAAGUAUGUGUGUAGAACUAUACACUUUUUCUUUAUAGAUUUAAAUUAAAAUGUAGUAUUUCCAUUUUAAACAGGUAGCAUUAUUCAUUUUAUUUUGCUUCAGUCUUUUAAAAAUAAUUUUUUAAGCGUACACAAAUAACCAAGUCAUCUGUAUUUAACAUAGUCAUACGUGUAUGUACAUAAUAUAACAUUAAAUAUAUUGUACAGAUUUAUAAUCAAAUAUGUCAUACAAAAUGUACUAAAAAGUUAUUGAAAGUAUAAUGGUUUAUCUAAAUGCCAUUCCCAAAAAUGAAGGAAACAUUAAAUUGAUUUGAUAUCGUACUAUGAUAUUACUAUAUUUUUUAUUGAUAUAUACUGGCAUAUUGAUAGUUACAAACUUCUACAUGUAAUAUUUCAUGUCAGAAAACUAAAUUUAGAUAAAGUAUUGUAUAUAUAUAAUUUAAAUUUAUAUUGAAAUAAGUGCACUUAUUAUAAAACAAAUAAAAAAUUCCCAAUGGGUGACGAGUACAAGUAAAACAAUAAUGUGCCAAAUAUUUAUAUAGAAACUUAUAAUAUUAUAAUUUCAAUAUAUCAUUUAAUUCUAUGAUUAGAAAAAUCUCUUCUCAGAUGGCAUAACAGAUAAACCAUUAAAAUUCUGUUUUAAAAUUUUGGUACAUACAUGAAGAUACAAUCACAGAGUAAAGCGGAUAUUCUAACUCAUUGAUAAUAAGAAAUGCAAACCUAUGUUUAGUGAGCGUUGUUUGUAUUCUUAUAAUGGUUCACAUAACAGCUUUUUCAUUGUCACUCACAUUUUUAAAAAACUGAAGAACAUAUUUGGUAUUAUUUACAAUAUUUAUAUAACAACAUGAAUAUUAUAUAUUAUGAUUACAUUUAAAAUCAGAUCAGAAUAAUACAAUACAGAUGAAAGAAGAAUUAACUUCUUGAUUUUUUGAUUAAACAUUUCUUAUUCAAAACGUUUAUUUAAGUUUUUACGAACAUAUUUUAACCUCUAUAAACUUUUCUUCUAAAAUAGUUUUAAAUAUGGGGAGAAGCUAUUUUCAUUAUUUGUUACGAAGUUUAUAGAAUGAAAAAUAGUUAAGCCGGAUUAUUUAAACCUUAACAUUAACAAUUUUGAAAUUUGCUAAAUGUGUAUCUCAUAGUAUGAGAUCUCUUAACACUGUUUCCUUUUAUUGAUUCAAACAUUGAUAUAAAUUCAUUAUUUUAUGAAGCCUUGUUUGUCUAUUUGUCUUCUUUCUUUGAGCUUUAUAUUCACUUAUCAAUUGAAUAAUUUAGUAUAUUAUUUUAGCAUAUUCCUAUAUAACUGUGUUAGAUACGUAUAAAACAAAUGACAUGCAUCUAUAUAGAAACAAAAAUUUAUUCAUUUUUAUUUACAUAUUAUAUUUAUUCUUUCAGUUUAUGUUCUAAGAUUAUUUAUGUACGUACGAAAUAUUUCUGAUUUAUUUUAUGUGUACAAAACUCCUGCUUUCAUUUUGCUUUUUAAUACUAACGUAUCCUAAAAACAUGACAUAUUUCUAAACAAUAAUAUGAUACAACUCUGAUUGUACACUACAACCUCUGAGACAAACAUCAAUUUAUAGUUCUUUUCCUCGUAUAUUUUUUACAGAAUUCUUAAUGUGACAUAAUUUACAAUAUAAUAUAUAUUUCACUCUUUAUUAUGUGUUUAAUAAGUGUUUGAAAGUAAAUGUUAACUAUAAUAAGAAACUCAAAUAAAUAGAAUAUCAUCAUAUAUAGUGCUCAUUUUGUAUACUUAUAUGGAUCACAUAACACCACUAAUAAUAAGAGCUCAGACUGAAAAACUCCUAUUUAUUUUAAAGUAGAAAAUUAUAAUUUACAUCAUUCGUAAAAAUGGUAGUAAUUUAUUACUAAAAAGUUAUCCUUCUUAAUUAUUAUACCUUAAAACCAAAACAUAAGUUAGAAAUUCUGGUUUAAAUCUCUAUAAAGUUUCCUUCGACUAGUGAUGGUGAGUAAACCUGUAAAGGUAUAGUUCUUAUCUAGUAAAAGAUAUAAUAUUUAUAUACAGUAGUAUUGUGUCAGCAUGAGGUGCAAUGGACUGGUAUGUGAUUCUGUAUGUAAAGUGCAACUGUUGCGUUCAACAUUGAAGAGUAUUCUAAUAUUAAAAAUUAAUAUUAUAUCUAAUUAUUGAUAGAUGAAUCAUAUAUAUGAUUAUAUAUAUGAUAUUAGUAUGAUCAAUUAUGAGAAUUAUUGUUGAUAUAAGAGAAGAUGUGUUUGUAUAUAUUUAUGUAUAAUAUAAUGAAAUCCUAUUAUAGUCUUCACUGUAUGUAAUUGUAAGAAAUUUAUAAUUGGGAACAGAAUCGGUUAUUCGGAUUACCCACAAAUUAUAAUUUUAGCGAUCUUCAUUUAUAGAUAUCUUUUAUUCCUCUAUUAUUUCUGAAAUUUAUAAAUAUUCUGCACCUUUAAAACAGAGUUAGGUAAAACAUUUUAACUUUUCUCAUAAAUACAUAUUUAUCAUCAUAAUUAUGUUCCAAGCUUUUAUUUGAAAUCAUUUUUUAUUACCAUUAAUUAUUUGUAACAAAAAUAUAUUUAUUGAUUUUAUUAAAUUUUCAUAGUUGCAGACAUAUAUUCAAAUUCUUGUUAAAUAUUCAUAUAAUGCUAAGUAAAUAAUAUACAUGUAUCAGUAUAAACAAAAAUUAAAUUUUUUCACCUUAUAAUAACAUCGUAAGAACUAAAGUUUAAAAUGAUAAAUUGGAUAGUACAAUAAAAUACUUAAAAUAAAAAAUAAAAGAUUAAUUUGAACUUUAAAGGAAAUUAUACACAGGCAUACACUUAACUAAAGAUAUUUGAAUUGUCAAUUCAAUAAAUUUAAAAAUAAAGACUAUAUAUAUGAAUGUUGAAAUUAUAACAAUUAUUGAUAUGGUAAUGAUUUGUGUAAUUUCUAACUCUGUUUAAUAGCUAGUAAAAUUAAUAUGCAUAUUUUAAUAAGUUUGAUUUAAUUUAAUGAAAUGUUGCAGGCUAGAUCAUCAUUAUUGAACUCUGGGUAACCGAUUUUCUGAUUUUGCUUAAGGUAUUUAAAAAGUAACAUACCUUCCACAAGCGAUAGCUAUUCUAUCUUAUAACUAUUAACAUAAUAUGCAGAGCCCAGUUUUAUUAACAUGUCACUCAAGCACUACUUGUCUUUCCUACUGCAUAAUCAGAUAUCGAUUAUCACAAUUUGUACCUAUGUGUGCUUGAGACAAUAGGAGACGAAUGACCGCACAAUCAUGUACAUGAGGUCCAUUUGAAAUGUCGCCAAACAAUAUCAAUGUAGCAUAGAUCAAUAUAGCAUUUGGUGUAUAUCCAUUCUAAUGAAUACCAACUAAAUCAUGUAUGAAUUUCUAAAGCGUGCAUGUAUGUAUGUCCACAAUGCCAAGCCAACGAUGUUUAUAUUUUGGAAGAAAUAAUAUGAUAAACAAAAAAUAACUUUUGCAUUGAAAAUAAUAUUUGAUAAAAAAAUAUUAGAAGGAAGAUUUCAUGGAGAAAACAUAUUUUGGAAUGCAGCUGAAGCCAAAUUUCAUACAAUGUAAUAUUUAUCUCUAAACUAUCUCACAUGUGAUUACUAAGAUAGUUCUUUCAAAAUAUUAUUGUCAAUAUAUUUUCGAAAUAAUUGUUUUUUGUAAAAAUAUGAAGUAUUUUAAACAACAAAAAGUCCUUUACAUAUCAAAUCCAUUAAUUUAGACCUAGGGAAUCAUAAAUAUCUAUACUUUUCAUCAUUUAUGCUGCACUAAAUGAAAAAAUUUGAUGUAAGAUAAGUAUUCUAUUCGGAAAGAACAUUAUAAAUAUGUUAAACAACAUAUUUUUUCUAGUGUUAUUUGAAAAUAUUUUUAGAUGAUUUAUAUAUAUAUUUAUGUAAAUCUAUUUUUUGUUAAUAUGCAAACAAAAAAUUUUUAUGAAUUUUAUAUGUGAGAAAUCCAAGUUUGCUAACGUGUUUAAUUAAAUACCUAUUACGUGAAAAAAUUGAUGUAAACGUUACUUUAAAACAAUGUAGGAUAUGAAGUAUAGCAUACAACAAACAGAGAAUUUUAAAGUACUUAGUACAUGCAAUAUUCUUUAACAUGCACAAGGCAUUUAUCACUUAUAACUAGUAUAUCGUUAAGGUUAUUAUAUCAGAAUAUUACAACAGAAAUUAACUGAUUUGUUUCAACAUGCACACAAGCUAUCAUAUUAUUGUCUUAAAACUAUGUUUCUCGAAAUAUAAUAUAUAUUCCAGGUGAAAGGAUCAGAGUAAUAUAUUGCUUUAUAUUAAUGCAAUUACUUAUAAAUUCCGAAGGGAAUGAAAUUUCAAGAAAACGUUUUGGAGGAAGGUCCUAAUAUCUCCUAAUAAUGAAUAAGUUCUAAAAAUCUUCCAAUUUUUGUAUCAUUAACAAGCAAGUAACGUUACUGUUACAUAAAAAGCUUACUAUAAAUGCUAAAACUUUCAUAAUAAUUGUAGUUUCCCCUUUCUUUAAAAAUAAUAAUUGUAAAAUUUACUAAUCUAUACACUGAAGAAUAAGUCGAUUCUGCGUAAUAUUCUGCUUAAUAACACUAUUUAGUUUAGUAAAACCCUAGAAAGAAGUGUUAUAAGUGAUAACAUACUUUGGUCUGUAUAUUGUUACUAUAUGUAUAACUCCUGUAAGAAGUUGGCUUGGCUCCUUCCAAACUCAGUAUUAAAAAAUGAUGAUAUUGAAAAAUGAAGAACAAGCAGGAUCAAACCUACAAUUUGUGGAUUAUUUUUGACCAAAUUGUGUUUUACAAGGAAAUUCUUCCAAAAUUUAUUAUCUAUCACUUUAUUUAAAGAAUUUCUGACACAAUCUAUGUCUUUUUACAAAUGAUUGAAAUUUUAUAAUGGGUGUUGACAGUUGCAAACACUUGCAAACAGUUGGCAAACUAAUAUUUUAUAAACAUUUUUUUCCAGUACAUAAUCUAGCUAAAUUGUACUCAUGUGAAAACAUUCAUCUUACACUCUUGUAAUUAGUUCCUACAAUUAUAAUAUACUUAAAGCGUAAACAAUUUAUUAGAGAAAAUAAAUUUUAAUCAAAGUUGAUCAAGCUUCUGUUGAUGAAUAUCAUAAUGCAAUGGGACCGCAUUAAGAUUUUAUAAGAUAUACAUAUAUGUACAAACAUGUAAUAUCAGCUUUUAUGAAAUGUAAGAAUGCCAACAUUUUGCUAGUGUCGCCGUCAGUUUUCUUCCUGAUUCUGUGACUCUGUUGACCUACUGAUAAAAAAAUGUAAUUUAUUUAUUGUAAAUAAAAACAUAUAUUGCAUAAAA
Messenger RNA from Bombus terrestris (buff-tailed bumblebee), 11681 nucleotides. RefSeq lists its product as uncharacterized. Gene Ontology annotation, cellular component: nucleus. The transcript has 8 exons. The record is from RefSeq and is a predicted model, not a curated record. Gene Ontology annotation, molecular function: DNA-binding transcription factor activity, RNA polymerase II-specific; RNA polymerase II cis-regulatory region sequence-specific DNA binding; zinc ion binding. The coding region runs from base 123 to 4802 and encodes 1559 amino acids. NCBI's taxonomy places the organism in Eukaryota, Metazoa, Arthropoda, Insecta, Hymenoptera, Apidae. Gene Ontology annotation, biological process: regulation of transcription by RNA polymerase II.